AUGGCCCUCCCGACCCAUUUCAAGCUGAACACCGGCGCCCAGAUCCCCGCCAUAGGACUUGGCACUUGGAGAUCUGAACCUGGUCAGGUACGCCAGGCAGUCUCGUUCGCUCUCAAGAACGGAUACAGUCACAUCGACACGGCAUUCACGAAGUUGGCCAGGGCAUCAAGGAUAGUGGUGUCCCUCGCGAAAACAUUUUCAUCACCAGCAAACUGUGGAACACCCACCAGCCCAACGUCGCUGAAGGUCUCCAGAAGACCCUUGACGCUUUGGGCACGGACUACCUUGAUCUCUAUCUCAUCCACUGGCCAGUCCGACUAUGAGACCUGGCGCCAGAUGGAGGAGAUCUACAAGGCCGGCAAAGUGAAGGCGAUUGGCGUGGCCAACUGGUCGAUUCCCUAUCUCGAGGAGCUCAAAAAGAAGUGGACCGUGGUUCCUGCGGUCAACCAAGUCGAGUUACACCCUUUCCUUCCUCAGCACGCACUGAAAGAGUGGUGCGACAAGCAUGGCAUUCUCCUCGAGGCCUAUUCACCGCUUGGCUCCGAAGGCGCUCCGCUCAUGUCCGAUCCCGCAAUCCAGGAGAUGGCUAAGAAAUACGGUGUUUCGCCUGCCACAGUACUUAUCAGCUACCAUGUCAACCGAGGCGUUGUUGUACUGCCCAAGUCUACUCAAGAGAAUCGAAUCCUGAGCAACCGCCAAGUCAUCCCUCUCUCUCCCGAGGAUAUGGAUGUGCUGAAUGGCCUGGCUGCACAAGGGAAGGCGAGGCGUAUCAAUACGCCUCUGUUUGGAUGGGAUCUCGGUUUCGAUGACUGGUACCAACAGUAA
Aspergillus fumigatus Af293 is the source of this 825-nucleotide messenger RNA. Its product is annotated as putative glycerol dehydrogenase (GCY1). Lineage: Eukaryota; Fungi; Ascomycota; Eurotiomycetes; Eurotiales; Aspergillaceae. The record is from RefSeq and is a predicted model, not a curated record. Gene Ontology annotation, molecular function: oxidoreductase activity.